AUGGCAUCACAGAACCCCGAAGUGCUCGCCGCGCAAGCAGCCCACACAGCCCUCCUCGAGCAACUUGACAUCCACUCCAUCCACAAGACCUUCCGCAACCCACACUGGCGCCCCAACCAGCGCCGCAACAAGAACAUCAAGACCAUCCUCGGCGACGCCCAAAAGAAGGAAGCUUCCGUGAUCGCUACCCCCCAAGACGCCAGCGGCGCCGCGACUCCAAAAGACCAAAACGACGACGGCCUCUCAACGAGUGGGACGUCUACACCCGCCAGCAGCGGCGGCAACAGCCUUCAACCCAACCUCGCCCAGGCGUCGAGGAGCCUGUCGAAGCUGGUGCUGGAGAAGUCAUUAAACAACAACAACAACAAGCAAGGCAAUGGAAACGGCAACGGAGCCACGUCCUCUGCCCCAAUCCCAACAUACACCAACAUCGAAGGCGCUCCUAGUCUAGCUCCACAGAAGCGGUACUGCGACGUCACUGGUCUACCAGCACCAUACAUUGACCCCAAGACGAGACUAAAGUAUCACAACCGGGAGGUGUUUGGGAUGAUUCGAUCUCUGCCCAAUGGCGUAGGGGAGCAAUUCUUGGAAGCCAGAGGGGCUCAGACGAUACUGAAAUAG
Podospora pseudocomata is the source of this 621-nucleotide messenger RNA. RefSeq lists its product as uncharacterized. Gene Ontology annotation, biological process: chromatin remodeling. The transcript has a single exon. The record is from RefSeq and is a predicted model, not a curated record. Gene Ontology annotation, cellular component: Ino80 complex. Bases 1 to 621 code for a protein of 206 amino acids. NCBI's taxonomy places the organism in Eukaryota, Fungi, Ascomycota, Sordariomycetes, Sordariales, Podosporaceae.